UCACGGUUGAGAAUGCAGCUGGCUGGCAGGUGAUAAUAUACAUUCGAAGCUGAGCCUGAGCGUUUGAGUAUUAAUCAGCUCACAAGCCGGUUGCAAUGGCAGUGGCUUCAUGGUGUGGGGUGAGCGAGCAGGCUUGGGUCUGAGCGGAGCAAGAGUACGUCUUUGUACGGGGAUUGUGUCUAGACGCCUCUCGCUCAUGACGAUUCCCGACCAUCCCUAUCACUUUGGCACGAGGUUUAAACGACGAGGAAUUCUUCGAUGAGUGGUUACCAUGGCUCUAAGUUGUUCGAAGGUUGAAGAGAAGGGAAUACAUGGCCCCGCAAGGAGAAAUUACUCAAUUGCGGAAGUAAGCUGGGGACCUAGUGAGCUGCCACCUAGAGCAUGAUCAUAAUUGACAGCUUCGUUUCCUUUUCAGAGACCAGACCAUGGAAACUAUUGGUUUUUUGGGUGCUGGGAUGGUCUAUGGGGCGUACAAAGUUUAUAAUAAUAAGAAGGAGAAGCAAGCAAAGAAGAACGAUCCACAACUGAUCUUCCCCACAAACGAUCAGCAAGAUGACGCAAGAGUGCUGAAGAUCAGGAAACGUGUCAUCCUCGGAAGGCUGGUCUAUGCGAUGUACGACAGGUUCAAAGGCAAACCUGUAAAAGAAUACCAGGAAUGGUGGACCAAGGUGCACUAUCAUCUGGUCCCGUUGGAGUCAGUAUUGACUACGGACGAGCUCAAUCUCUAUAAAACAGAACUGAAGAAUGAGCGUGAGAACAAGUACUUCGGUGUCUUCCGACGAAAUGAGGGCAGUCCUUCAGCCGAGGCUCCAGACUGGGUAGUCGCCAUCCGGGGAACCCAUAUCAAGGCUUUGGCGGAUCUUCUAAACGAUUACAAGAUCGUGGUGGAGAAACUGCACUCGUCAAAUAUGAUCCCACUGCUGCAGGCGGUGGUCUGCCGUCUCGGGGCGCAACAUGGGUACUGCAACGUGAACGUGACGGGUCAUUCACUCGGGGCCGCAGCGGGCUUGCUGGUCUGUCGAAGGCUGGCACUGCAGGGCUGUCUGGUCGAGGGCCACUUCUUCAAUCCUCCGUUCGCCACUCUGGAAUCGAUGGCGCGCACCUGUUCACAUGUUGUGAAACAUGCAAUCGAGGCAUUUCCAGGCAAGGGUGAAAAACUCUUGCACGCUGGUAAGCGCCUCGGGAAGAAAUUUCUUCAUCAUGUAGUUACCGAUGCAGCGGUCGACAUCGAAAGGAGAAGGCAAGCAUUAGCCGAGUUCAAGACACUGGCCGAAGCCAAUUGGUCUCCGUAUCUCUAUGUCAACAAAUAUGACUUCAUCUGCUCGAAGUUUCUCUCACACUUCAGGAAAGCAAUCCACGGAAGCGUCGAUGAGAAUCAGAAGAAGUGGUAUUCUUCCGUGAGACGGGGAGAGACGGAGUCGUUCCAUCUGUUUCCUUGUGCACAUUUGGUUUCGAUUGAGAUCUACCAGAUCCGGCCCAUUUCAGCACACAAGUUGUGGAACUGGAUGGAUCCACAUGUCUCGUAUGAAUUCAUGCAGGCCAAACUCAUCCCAUGGCCUCUUACCUAGAAGCGCAUGGGCCGAAGGCCGAAAACUGAUUGGACCUUGCAAAUCUAAGAGCAUCGCAGCCUCAGCACACUCCAUGUUCCAGCAUUCCCGAGUCUCGAUGUAGAGGCGAUCGGGGCGAAGCCUGCGAUCAAGUAAUUUCUCAGGAAGGAUUCCACAAACACUAGUGGUUAUACCAGAUUCUGGUACAAGCACUAGCGUUUGUGGAAUCCUUCAUGAGGAAUUACUUGAUCGCAGAAAGAAAUGCCUGAUGUGUAAAUCUCGCGUGUGUAGCAUAGAAGUUGUCGUAUGGCAUUCUCCAAGGCCUCUAUUACUUUGAUUCUCCACUUCAUCGGCGGCAGACAGGAGCUUUGAAGCUCUUGAAUUAGAAGGCUCCAUUGCCCAGAAUAAUUCUUUCCAGGGAUUGUAGUUGGGUCCAAUUUCGAUCGAACUCGGAUAUUUACACAGUUGCACGUGUAGUGUGCACUUAAGUGUGAUGAUGUCCUCUUUUAGGCCAUUAUGAGAAAGUCACAUGAAGCUCGAAUCGGAAGUCAAUUUGUCAAAUCUUGAAGGUAGUAUGCUGCCAGGCAGUUUUGAAGAAGAGUCUACUGAGACUGUAUCACAGGUCCCGCCAGUUCAACGGAAGAGUAACUGGGGGGCUGAUAAUUUUACCUUAAUUAUCUCCCCAGUUACUCUUUCGUUGAACUGGCGACUCUUAAAAUUAUAGAGAACCCCAUUAGCUACCCAAAGUACAUGGAUUAUCUCUCUUGUGAAAAAAGGGCGACAUACCCUCUAUUGUAAAUGCUACGUAUUCUUAUAAAGGUUUAGUUAA
Marchantia polymorpha subsp. ruderalis is the source of this 2376-nucleotide messenger RNA. The record is from the annotation of a GenBank genome assembly. NCBI's taxonomy places the organism in Eukaryota, Viridiplantae, Streptophyta, Marchantiopsida, Marchantiales, Marchantiaceae.